Molecule: messenger RNA, 963 nt
Organism: Chelonoidis abingdonii (Abingdon island giant tortoise)
Lineage: Eukaryota; Metazoa; Chordata; Testudines; Testudinidae
Source: RefSeq, a predicted model, not a curated record
AUGGGACAAUGUACCCACACACGUAAAGACUGGUCACCCUGGUGGAGGCUGGAUUUGAAAUCAGAGCAUAAAAUCUUCUCUGUUGCACUAACAAACCGAGGCGACUGUUGCACGAAUCAGAUAAACAGUGCUGAGAUCCAGAUUGGGAACUCUAAUGAACGAGGUGGAAUAAAGAAUCCAAGAUGUGGGACAGUUUUCCGCAUGGAUUAUGAGGAAACCCUCUCAUUUGAUUGUGAAAGAAUGCAAGGGCAGUAUGUGACAGUGACCAUUCCCGGGUGAGCUGAAUAUCUCAGUCUGUGUGAAGUGCAGGUCUUUGGUCUGUCCGUGAGUCCUUUAACUACGAUUUCUGUCCUACGUCUCCUUGGAAAAGGCUUUAUUUUCCCAGAAGAAACAGACACUAGCUAUGUAGUCCUGUCUCCAGCACAGCCCUUGAGUCUUGGCGCAUUCACACUUUGCAUGAAGGUGGCCCCAGAGUUACCGCCCAAACGGGAAAUCAUUCUUUUCUCCUACCGCACCAAGUAUUAUGAUGAACUCAAUGUGUGGCAAGAGUUUAAUGGCACCUUUAGUUUGUACCUGAGUGGUCCUGGGGUGCACUUCACCCUCCCCAAACUCAACACCUUUUGGAGUCACAUGUGUGUGACCUGGGAAUCCAAAUCUGGUCUCACAGCCUUUUGGGUAAAUGGUAAAAGGAGCUUAAGAAAAGUGCUGAGACCAGGGCAUAGGAUCCAACCACAGGGCAUUGUCAUGCUGGGGCAAGAUCCGGACACAUUCUGGGGCAGCUUUGAGAAGACCCAAAGCUUUGUGGGAGAAAUAAGUGACCUUUAUAUAUGGGACCGUGUCUUAUCACCCUCCAUUAUCCAGAAUGUUUACCUGGACCACUCAUUUCCCAAGGGAAAUAUUUUUGACUGGAAAUCAUUAUCAUAUAAGUGUACAGGAAAUGUGAUUGUGCCAUCCAAACCGUAA